AUGUCUGAACAACAAAAACAAACAUUAGAGGGUUCAACAAAAACAACAAAAAACACAAAUAAUUCUCGUUAUAUGCACAGUAUUUUCCAAGAGUGUGAUCAAUUAAAGAAAGAAUACGACAAUUGUUUUAACGCUUUCUUCCAGAAAUUUAUAAGUCCGGAAUAUCGACAUUCUAGUGGGUUGAAUAAUCCUUGUGAACAAGUACAUUUUGUUUAUAGAGAGUGUGUUGAAAAGGUUUGA
Messenger RNA from Meloidogyne enterolobii, 240 nucleotides. Lineage: Eukaryota; Metazoa; Nematoda; Chromadorea; Rhabditida; Meloidogynidae. The record is from the annotation of a GenBank genome assembly.